Oldenlandia corymbosa var. corymbosa is the source of this 1825-nucleotide messenger RNA. The record is from the annotation of a GenBank genome assembly. Lineage: Eukaryota; Viridiplantae; Streptophyta; Magnoliopsida; Gentianales; Rubiaceae.
AUUUGUCUUCAUUUUGUUUUUUAUAAAGCUUAAUUACUUUUUUGAGUACUAUCAGUGAAUGCAAACUGACCAAAUGCAAGCUCAUUACUUCACCACCUAUAUUAACGUACUGAAAUCUUAAUUUUGUAUGUGUCAUUUUUUUGCUUUCCAACAAUGGAAUUCCAAAUAUCAUCUUGGAACUUCAUUUCCCUCUUCUUCUUCUUCUUUGCAACAGCUUUCUUCACCAUAGUCAAACAAUGGAAAAAAAAUUCCAAAAAAUCCAAUGUUUCCUGCAGGCGAAAAUCGCUGCCACCAGGCCCUCAAAAGCUUCCAUUUAUCGGAUCCCUUCACCUGAUGGGUACGCUUCCCCAUCAGAACCUAGCAAAAUUGGCCAACAAGUAUGGCCCUCUUAUGCAUAUUCAACUUGGAGAAAUUUCAGCAAUUGUGGUUUCAUCCCCGCAAAUGGCAAAAGAAAUCACGAAAACGCAUGAUCUCGCGUUUGCGAGCCGGCCUAAACUUCUAGCUUUUGAGAUCGUUUGCUACGGCAGUAAAGACAUUGCGUUCACCCCAUACGGCGAUUACUGGAGACAGAUGCGUAAAAUAUGUAUUAUCGAACUGCUCAGCGCUAAGAAUGUGCGGUCAUUCGACAAAAUCAGACAAGAUGUUGGGUCGAAGAUGGUUGAAGAAAUCAGGAGUUUGGCUGGAGAAACAGUCAAUUUGGCUGAACAAAUUUUUUCAUACCAAUCUUCAAUGGUUAGUAGAGCUGCAUUUGGUAAAGUCUCGAGAAGGCAGCAGCUCGAAUUUGUUGGGUUAAUGAAGGAAGUGGCCUCAUUGGGUGGAGGUUUCGACAUUGCGGAUAUUUUCCCAUCUUACAAGUUCCUUCAUAGUUUGACCGGGAUGAAGUCAAAAUUGUUGACUGUUCAUCAGAAGAUGGACUUGAUUUUUGAGGACAUAAUUAAGGAGCACAUCCAAAAUCGCGGUCAUUCAGAUGACGAGGAGGAUCUUGUUGAUGCUCUUCUUAGAGUCAAAGAGGAUGGCGAUCUUCAGGUUCCCAUCACCAACGAUGCUAUUAAAGCCGUCAUCUUUGAUAUGUUUGCAGCGGGAAUUGAAACUUCGUCUACCGCCUUCGAAUGGGUAAUGUCAGAGCUGAUAAAAAAUCCAAAUGUAAUGGCCAAGGCGCAACAUGAAGUAAGGCAAGCUUUAAAGGGAAAAGGAAAAAUAACUGAUGCUGAUAUUCUUGAACUCAAGUACUUGAAGUUAGUAAUCAAAGAGACUCUAAGGUUACACCCUCCUUUUCCUUUGUUGCUUCCCAGAGAAAGUAGAGAGGAACGUGAAAUCGAUGGAUACACAAUACCGGUCAAAACAAAGGUCAUGAUUAACGUUUGGGCAAUGGGAAAGAAUCCCGAAUACUGGCCUAAUCCAGAGAGUUUUGAACCUGAAAGGUUUGAAGACAAUGGCAUUGAUUUCUAUGGGAAUCACUUUGAAUAUUUACCAUUUGGGGCGGGAAGGAGGAUUUGUCCAGGAAUGUCAUUUGGUUUAGCUAACGUGGAGCUUCCGGUGGCUCUAAUGCUCUACCACUUUGACUGGAAACUCCCCGAUGGUAAUUGCCCUGAGGACUUGGACAUGCUUGAGAAUCGUGGAAUUACAGCACCAAGAAAAAACAAUCUUCAUUUGGUUCCCGUUCCUGUGUGAUUGUUACUGAACAUGUAAAGUCAAUGGUUUUGUACUUUUUAUGCAUUGGUAAAUUUACCACCGGUGGUCAUCGAUAUUGUUCUUCCCGGUGGUAAAUAUCACCUUCAUAAUAAUUUGUUAAUCGAAGGAAUAAUAAUAAUCAAUACAAGUGAUC